Molecule: messenger RNA, 659 nt
Organism: Penaeus vannamei (Pacific white shrimp)
Lineage: Eukaryota; Metazoa; Arthropoda; Malacostraca; Decapoda; Penaeidae
Source: RefSeq, a predicted model, not a curated record
AGGCACCUCAGCGUCUACCUGCAUUUGGGCAAUCAGUGAAAACAUCUAAAACAUGAUGUUUAAAAGUUUGGUCGCGUCUCUGUCGCUGCUGGUCGUCGCAGGAGUGAGUCACGGCCUCCCAGCCGUCGUCACGGCCCCUCCUCAAGUGGCCGCCCAGUGCCCCUACACGCCGGGGCCGAUCCCUCUGCUGCUGCCCAACCCCGUCGACUGCGGCUCCUUCUACAUGUGCAGCUGGUACGGGACGGCCCUGUUGCAGCACUGUCCUCCUGUGCUGCACUUCAACGCCAAGCUGCAGGUGUGUGACUCUCCUGAACAUGCCAACUGUGUACAGAGAACCACAGCUGCCCCUGUUUCCAGCAUCACUACUGCUGCCCCAGGCUCUAAUAUAACCACAGCUGUUCCCGUCUCCAAUGUGACCACAGCUGUUCCGUCUCCAAUGUGACCACAGCUGUUCCCGUCUCCAAUGUGACCACAGCUGUUCCCGUCUCCAAUGUGACCACAGCUGUUCCCGUCUCCAAUGUGACCACACUUCCUCCUGUCGCCAACGUUACUACAGCUGCCCCAGUCUCCAAUAUAACUUCAGUUGUCCCAGUCAACAGAGCAGCCACAGCAGGAGUGAGUCACGGCCUCCCAGCCGUCGUCACGGCCCCUCCUCAAGU